GCCAAGCGAUUCCAACUGUGUGCGACAGUGUGGAUGCGCGCGCACGCGGCCGAGCCCGGCACGCUUUCCGGCAGUUUCUUGAGCGAGUGACGUUGACCCGCAGUUCCAUUUCGCACGUGGCGCCUGGGAAGUCAAGGUGUAGCUGAGACUUCUGCUCCUGAAGCGUCCGCUACCAGGAUGAAGAGGCCGAAGUUAAAGAAGGCAAGUAAACGAAUGACCUGCCAUAAGCGGUAUAAAAUCCAAAAAAAGGUCCGAGAACAUCAUCGAAAGUUAAGGAAGGAAGCUAAAAAACGUGGUCACAAGAAGCCUAGGAAGGACCCAGGAGUUCCAAAUAGCGCUCCUUUUAAAGAGGCUCUUCUUCGUGAAGCUGAGCUAAGGAAACAGCAGCUUGAAGAGCUAAAACAGCAGCAGAAACUUGAUAGGCAAAAAGAGCAAGAAAGGAAAAGAAAACUUGACGUUAACCCUGCUGGUGAGCAGUCUAAUGUGGAAACUCAGGAGGAGUCUAACGAACCCAAAAGAAAGAAAGCUAAAUCAGGCAAACAGAAUCCAAAGAAGUCACAUUGUCAGGAACUUAAAAAGGUGAUUGAAGCCUCAGACGUUGUAUUAGAAGUUUUGGAUGCCAGAGAUCCUCUUGGUUGCAGGUGUCCUCAAAUAGAAGAAGCUGUAAUCCAAAGUGGGUGUAAAAAGCUGGUACUUGUAUUAAAUAAGUCAGAUCUAGUACCAAAGGAGAAUUUGGAGAACUGGCUAAAUUAUUUGAAUAAGGAAUUACCAACAGUGGUGUUCAAAGCCUCAACAAACUUAAAGAACAAAAAGAAGACAUUCAAGAUAAAAAAGAAGAAAGUUGUUCCAUUCCAAAGUAAAAUCUGCUGUGGCAAGGAAGCCCUUUGGAAGCUUCUUGGAGAUUUUCAGCAGUCCUAUGGAAAAGAUAUUCAGGUUGGAGUAAUUGGUUUCCCAAAUGUGGGGAAAAGCAGCAUCAUUAAUAGCUUAAAACAAGAGUGGAUUUGCAAUGUUGGAGUUUCCAUGGGACUUACAAGGAGCAUGCAGAUUGUUCCUUUAGACAAGCAGAUCACAAUCAUAGAUAGUCCGUGCUUUAUUAUCUCACCUUGUAAUUCCCCUGCUGCACUUGCCUUAAGAAGUCCGACAAGCAUUGAAGUACUGAGACCGCUGGAGGCUGCCAGUGCAAUCCUGGCUCAGGCUGAUAAUCAACAGGUGGUGUUAAAAUAUACUGUCCCGGGGUACAAGGAUUCGCUGGAUUUUUUUACUAAACUUGCUCAGAGAAGAGGUCUGCACCAAAAAGGUGGAAGCCCGAAUGUUGAAAGUGCAGCUAAGCUGCUGUGGUCUGAGUGGACAGGUGCCUCAUUAGGUUACUACUGCCAUCCCCCUGCAUCCUGGAAUCACUCUUCACAUUUCAAUGAGAAUAUUGCAGCAAUCAUGAAGAAGGGCUUUAAUCUAGAAGAACUAGAAAAGAAUAAUGCACAAAGCAUACAAGUCCUCAAGGUCCCUCAUUUAACUCAUAGAAUCCUUUUCCGGUCUACGGGCCUGACAAAUGGAAUACUAGAAGAGAAGGACAUACCUGAAGAAUCACCAAGACAGACAGAAGACAAACAGGAUGAUGAUGAUCAAGAAGAUGGUAGUGCUGGAAAAAAUGUAGAGAUCUCAGAUGUAGCCCUUGUAGAAGAGACCAGGGAGAUGUCACCUGGGCGAUCAGCAGCAAGUAAACCAUCUGACAGAUCAUCUACCUUGGAUAAAAUGAGUGAAGAGGAUGAUGCCUAUGACUUUGCCACAGAUUAUAUAUAACUUCUACGCAUCCAAACAGUCUCUGUGUCUCCGUGUGCAGUGUUCUAGAUUGGUUUGUUGUAUAAUAUAAACUGUAAAUCUUGUAAAUAUGUAUCAUGUUAUAAAUUAAAAAUAAAAUGUUUA
This is a messenger RNA of Arvicanthis niloticus (Nile rat), 1920 nucleotides long. It is a transcript of the gene Gnl3, whose product is annotated as G protein nucleolar 3. NCBI's taxonomy places the organism in Eukaryota, Metazoa, Chordata, Mammalia, Rodentia, Muridae. Gene Ontology annotation, molecular function: GTP binding. The record is from RefSeq and is a predicted model, not a curated record. Gene Ontology annotation, cellular component: nucleolus.